AUGUACAUAAAACAAAACAACAUAUUUAGGCUGAGUCUUGUCUCGGAAAUUUUCUGUUCAAUUUCCUAUGAUUAUCUGAAUCAAAAUAGAAAGGAACACGAAAACUUAAUUGAAUCGUUUGAAGAAGUUGAAGCAAAGACGACAAUUGAGAAAUCAAUUGUUAUGAAAAAUAAAUGGAGCAAUGUUUUGGAGAACAUGAAAUGGGUUGACUUUGACGGGAAAACGCAAUCACUGCAUUCGACCUCGAAGAUGACUCAGAAAGAUGUGAACAGAAAAUCAGAUUACGUUGCAGCAUCAGAAGUGGUGACGGAAGAGCAGCGUGAAAGGUCCAAUGAACUUAAAGCAAACACCUGCUUAAAUAUGCAGAUAGUCAAUUCCAUGCAAGAUUAA
Clunio marinus is the source of this 390-nucleotide messenger RNA. NCBI's taxonomy places the organism in Eukaryota, Metazoa, Arthropoda, Insecta, Diptera, Chironomidae. The record is from the annotation of a GenBank genome assembly.